Messenger RNA from Dothidotthia symphoricarpi CBS 119687, 2261 nucleotides. RefSeq lists its product as uncharacterized. Bases 395 to 1918 code for a protein of 507 amino acids. NCBI's taxonomy places the organism in Eukaryota, Fungi, Ascomycota, Dothideomycetes, Pleosporales, Dothidotthiaceae. Gene Ontology annotation, molecular function: G protein-coupled receptor activity. Gene Ontology annotation, biological process: adenylate cyclase-activating G protein-coupled receptor signaling pathway; cell surface receptor signaling pathway. The transcript is spliced from 4 exons. Gene Ontology annotation, cellular component: plasma membrane. The record is from RefSeq and is a predicted model, not a curated record.
ACUGGUCGACACUUCAACAUCCGCGGCAUACAAACAUUCCAGACUAAUACUUACAUACAUAUCCUUGCGGAAUUUCCUUCUUGUUUCUGUCAAGACUCGAUCGUUUCGAUCUCAAGGACCGCUCGCGCCUUCCUAAAUACUCCCACCCUGUCACUUGCGUUUGGACCCUGCAGCCUUAUGACACACGCGUCCGUCCGUCACCUUCACCCACCUCCUACUUACAACAUUGUGAAAACAGUAAUUCACUCGAGUUUGUCGGCGCCAACCUUGCGAUCGUGUGCCUGCUAUCAGGUUUACGGCGGCAGUGACAUUGCAUCUUCAUGCAAACCUUCUCAGACAAGACCGGCAGGCACUACGGAAUACUGUAACUUAGCUCUUACCUCUUCCAACCAACAUGGUGUCGUUUACCGCUCGUCAACUCAAGGCCAUCGAGGUCUCGGAGCGCACCAUGUCUGUUUUGUCGCUACUGGGUUCACUGUUUAUCAUCAGCACAUUCCUGCUCUGCAAUCAGUACCGUAAGCCGAUAAACCGUCUAGUCUUCUAUGCCACUUGGGGAAACAUCAUGGCCAAUGUUGCGACACUCAUGUCAACUUCAGCGAUACCAAAGGAUCCCAAUGAAUUUACUGCACUUUGCGAGUUUCAGGGCGUGUUGAUACAAUGGUUCAUGAUGGCAGACUCGCUCUGGGUCUUCUGCAUGGCCCUGAAUGUGAUGCUAGUUUUCUUCCAUGGCUAUGGUUCCCAUCAGCUGCGCUGCUUAGAGAAGUGGUACCUGCUUUUUGCCUAUGGUAUACCUUCUGUUCCAGCUUUGAUAUAUAUUUUCCUCGACCACUACGGGUCUCGACGUAUCAUUGGUCCUGCAACUAUUUGGUGCUGGGUCAGGGAGGAAGUGGCAUGGAUGCGCAUUGCAUUUUUCUACGCUCCUGUGUGGGUUUGUGUGUCUGCUACCUUGGCCAUUUACGUCGUCACUGGUUUCAGAAUCUUCAAAAGACGUGCCAUCUUGCGCUCUUUUUCCAGACAGUCGAGAUAUCCACCGACAGUAAAUGAGUAUGCUAUUGAAGGAAGCCUGGCAAAUCCCUUCACUGUCGGCAACAACAUCGUUGUGACCACGCAGAUCGAGUACGAAAACCACCCGCAUAAUCCGAGUUCAUGGCCCACGUCGUCCGAUAUUGAAAACAGAUCGGCGAGCUCGUUCUCGAGCACCCGCAAUCUAUCACCUAUAUCUCCUGUAGAAGAGUCACCCUCGAGGGUGUCAGCGGAAGCGCACACAUCCCACAUACAUUGGGAGAUUGGAGCAUCACUGGAAGCACAAGAUGGUCCGCAUAAACACCACGGACAUACGCGUAGCGGUUAUAGUGCAACCGUUUCCGCUGCGAACCGCCUCGAGGUAUCAGCUCCCACCCCACCCGGAUCAUCACCUGCUGCUCCGAAGCAUUCAAACAUCCGUUUGAGAAACGUAGACGGUCACGAUGCGGCGUUUGCGUAUCUCAAAGUCGCCUUCCUCAUGUUUGUGGCCCUUAUUGUGGUUUGGGUGCCAUCAACUAUCAAUCGACUGGAGCAGUUUGUUUAUCGAGACCAACCCCGUAAUCUCAGCUACGGCCUCAACCUUGCCUCUGCGUUAGUUCUCCCUCUACAGGGAUUUUGGAAUGCUAUGAUCUACAUUUCGACGACAUGGCCUGAGUGUAAACGGGCGUGCAGGCACAUCAGGUCGAGAAUCACUGGAACCGCACCUCGAUACCAAUCGUCGCAGCACACGUAUUGCGAGGACACGAUGACAAGUUCCAGAAAGACACAAGAUUCUGACGCUGAGAUUCCACUUGAGGAGAUGCUUAAGCAAGGAGGACAAGUGUGCUCCUCUCCCGUAUCCGUUCCUGAUAGUGUAGCGGCGACCAAGCCUCACCUCAACCCGGAGCCUUCGUGAGAGGCAGUUGUUUCUCGACGUCACCGUGCAACUGUGGCGGUUCUAUGGUGCAACAACACAUCCUGUUCUGGCGUGGCAAACCUCAGCUGACACGAAUUUACUGCCACUCAGCGCGCGUUCGAAGCAGGACUUUGUACCUGUACUACUUUUUUGUUAUUUUUAAUUCUUCACGUACUCCUUUCUGGGUACGUAUUUCGAUAUACUUGCUGCUACGGCUUUCAUGAUAGACAGUUGAGUACCGGCUAUCUAUCUUCGGUGUCCAGGAUGGACUGAUGUAUGAUUCGAGAUGAGAUACCCAGGGCAUACCAUGCGCGGCGUUUUACAAAGGUCAUUGAUGUUACGG